Vespa velutina is the source of this 2189-nucleotide messenger RNA. It is a transcript of the gene Sgf11, whose product is annotated as ataxin-7-like protein 3. The coding region runs from base 344 to 1333 and encodes 329 amino acids. Gene Ontology annotation, molecular function: transcription coactivator activity. Gene Ontology annotation, cellular component: DUBm complex; SAGA complex. The record is from RefSeq and is a predicted model, not a curated record. The transcript is spliced from 2 exons. Gene Ontology annotation, biological process: regulation of transcription by RNA polymerase II; positive regulation of DNA-templated transcription. NCBI's taxonomy places the organism in Eukaryota, Metazoa, Arthropoda, Insecta, Hymenoptera, Vespidae.
UUCAAGAAAUUCUUAGGAUGAGAGAGAGAAAGAGAUAGAGACAGAGAAAGAGAAAUGCAUACAUAGAUUAUAUUAAUUUGUACAAUACUCUUGAUAUUUUUAACCAAAUUUCCUUAUCAUUAAUCACAAAGUCAUACAUCGUAUAUCCGUCCAUUUCUAAUUUGGAAGAUUUGUCAAAAAUCUGAUAUUAGGGUUGCAUCUGACAAGUAUCCUUAUGACACGGUACAACUCGAAGAUCACGCACAUUGUUAUGGGUUAGAACUGUCAUACGUCGAGUAUAUAAACACGGUGGGAAGUUUGGAAUCUCAUUACUUGGCUUUUCUCAAAUGUCACAUCCUGUAAGAUGUCUGUUACCGAAGAAAGAAUCCAAGAAUUAAAUAGAAGAUUUUUGGAAUUCAUGAAUAAGUCUGAAAACGUGGAAAACGCUACUAAAGAGAUUUACGAGGAUCUCUUAGACGAAGUUUUAAUGGGUUUUGUUUUUGAUGUACACAGAACCACAAAAACGGGAAGUUCUGACGUUGAAGAAGGUAUCCCCGAUGACGAAUCGUAUGCUAUUGUAGAUUCGCCAGGACUAGAUGUCUUUGGGCAACAUCCAGUGAAAAAAUCUCAAGAAUGUAAUUGUCCGAAUUGUGAUAGGGGUGUAGCAGCUUGCAGAUUUGCAACGCAUUUAGAAAAGUGUAUGGGUAUGGGUCGUAAUAGUUCGCGUAUAGCAUCAAGAAGAAUAGCUAAUAAUUCUAAAGAUCUUAGUACAUUCAGUGGAGUAAUAAGUGAUGACGACGACGAUGUGGAUUGGAGUUUAAAUAAUGAUAAACGUAAGAGAAGGAAGGAUCGUAAUGGAAUGAAGAGAUCGAAACAACAGAAGAACAAUCAAAGAAAUGGUGAUAAUCUUAAUGAACAUAUCCAUAGCAGCAAUGAAAAUUCCCCGUCUAAUUAUGAAAAUAUGUCAUUGGAGGAUAAGAGAGCAUUAUUAACGCAAAUAUGCGGUGUAAUAUCUGAGCACACAAAAAAGCUUUGUACAAGGUCUAUGCGUUGUCCGCAACAUACAGAAGAUCAAAGGAAAGAAAUGCGUGCAAAUUUAGAAUCUGAGAAAAGUGGACAGACUGGUCAGGAUAAUCUUCAUGUAGAUGUGGAUACUUAUGAAGAUAAUGAUGGACAGAAUUUAAGAGAUGCCCUAGCACGAUGGGACAGAGAAGGAUCUAGCCAUUCAAGUCCUGCUGAUUCUACUUCAACCACUUCUACAUCUUCCUUAAGUAGAAAAAGAGAAACAAAAUCAAAGGGAAAGGGUAAAGGUUCUAAACGAGAUCGUGGCUCUCCUAUUUCUCAAGGGGAUUGAGAUAGUGUAUUUAAUUUAUUUUUUAGUGACAUGAACAUUUUCACAACAAAAAUUAUAUAAUAAUGUUCCUACGCAUUGUGCAAAGCUUCAAGGACCUAAAAAAAAACAUUGUAAAGAAAGAGUGUAAAACUAGAAAUUCCUUUGACUCAAUGAUCUUUAGAUAUUUAUAAAAAUAAAUUAAAUUAUUUCAUCUCUCUUUCUCUCUCUCUCUCUCUCUCUCUCUUUCUCUCUCUCUCUCUCUCUUUCUCUCUCUCUCUCUCUCUCUCUCUCUCUCUUUCUCUUUCUCUCAGUUUUUUAUUUUUGUACUAAUGUUUUGUUAACACAUUAACAAUUCAUAAAACUGAAAAUCCAAAAGUGAAACAAACUUUAACAAAAACAUACAAUAAAUUGUUUAUUAUAUAAAAUUAUUAUUAUUAUUAUUAUUAUUAUUAUAAUUUUUUAAUUAUCUCAUUUUCUUAUAACUUCUAACCAACACAGUUGCGUAGGAUAUCGUUAAAAAGCUUAACAACUACUUCUCCAUUAUUUUUAAAUAUUCUUCAAAUUUUUAAAUAAAAAUUCAUCUUAUGAAUCUUGCAAUCAAUGAAAUGUAAAUACACACCAACAAACAUUACAAGUUAAUCCGUAUCGAUAAUAUACAUAUAUCAUUUACUUAAUGUUCAAUUUUGCAACAAAAAUCUUACUUUUAUAAACUGUGCUAGAUCAUUAUUAAUUAAUCAAGAUAUUCUAAUUUGCGAAUUAAAUGUUUGAGGAAGAAUCUUUAAUAAAGGACAAGUCACAUAAAUAAGAAUUCUUUACGAUCGUCUUGAACGUAAUUGAAUAUUGUCCGAAAAAAAAAAAAAAAAAGAAAAAAGGAAAA